Sphaerodactylus townsendi is the source of this 2981-nucleotide messenger RNA. RefSeq names its product receptor like tyrosine kinase (gene RYK). NCBI's taxonomy places the organism in Eukaryota, Metazoa, Chordata, Lepidosauria, Squamata, Sphaerodactylidae. The coding region runs from base 161 to 2005 and encodes 614 amino acids. Gene Ontology annotation, molecular function: protein kinase activity; ATP binding. Gene Ontology annotation, cellular component: signaling receptor complex. Gene Ontology annotation, biological process: multicellular organism development; axonogenesis; protein phosphorylation. The transcript has 15 exons. The record is from RefSeq and is a predicted model, not a curated record.
UUGGCUGGAGGGGCGGGGGGGAGGAGUGCGCGUGCGCGCGCGGGGCCCGCUCCCUGAUCCCGGCCCGAGUGGCGCGAGUGCGCGCGGCCGGAGCAUGAGCAGCUGCUGAGGGCGAGGGAGGGCCGCGUCCCCUCCCCAGUGGGGGAGCCGGGGGCGAGCGAUGGUGCCGGGCGACCGGGGGAGCGGAAGCCGCGAUGCUGCUGCUGAGCCGCGGCUGUCCUGGCACGGUCGUCGCCGCCGCCGCCGCCUGCUCCUCGCGCUGCUCUCCGUACUGUGGCUGCCGCCUGCGGGCGCUGAAAGCCUGCGGGGUCCGAGCUCGGGUCCCUCCGGGGCACUUUUUCCCGCCGCCGGGCCGGGCCUGAGCGUCUACAUCAGCCAGGAGGAGUUGCGGCGGCUCAUCGGUAUUGAUGCAGAACUCUACUAUGUGAGGAAUGGUCUUAUCAAUCACUAUGCCUUGUCAUUCAGUCUCUUAGUACCCAGUGAGACAAACAGCCUCCAUUUCAGUUGGCAUGCUAAGUCAAAGAUUGAAUAUAAACUGGGGUUUCAGGUUGAUAACCUGCUGGCUAUGGAUAUGCCGCAGACAAAUAUUUCUCUACAAGGAGAAGUUCCUCGUACUUUAUCAGUGUUCCGCGUGGAACUCUCUUGCACUGGCAAGCUGGAUUCUGAAGUUACGGUACUUAUGCAGCUUAACAUGACAGUAAACGCUUCCAAAAACAUCACAGUUUUAAACUUCAAAAGGAGGAAAAUGUGUUACAAAAAGCUAGAACUAGAAGUAAAACUGCCAAUAUCCGACAAAAAUAGCAGCAAACCUAUUUUUGAUCCUGUAAAUGCAGCUCCCACCACUUCUACUCGUGUGUUUUAUAUCAGUGUAGGAGUUUGCUGUGCAGUCAUAUUCCUGGUAGCAAUAAUACUAGCUGUUUUGCAUCUUCACAGUAUGAAGAGAAUAGAGUUGGAAGACAGCGUUAGUGACAGCAGCAGUUCUCAAGGCUUAUCUCAGCCUUCCACUCAAACAACGCAGUACCUGAGGGCUGAUACACCCAACAAUGCAACUCCAAUUACUAGCUCCUCAGGUUAUCCUACUUUACGGAUAGAGAAGAAUGACCUUAAAAGUGUAACCUUGAUGGAGGCAAAAGCUAAAGUAAAGGACAUAGCCAUCUCCAGAGAGAGAAUAACACUAAAAGAUGUUCUUCAAGAAGGCACAUUUGGGAGGAUUUUCCAUGGGACUCUAAUAGAAGAAAAAGACCCUAAUAAAGAGAAACAAGUUUUUGUCAAAACAGUAAAAGAUCAAGGCUCAGAAGUUCAAGUGACUAUGAUGUUGACAGAAAGCUGUAAACUCAGAGGCCUUCAUCACAGAAAUCUGCUUCCUAUCACUCAUGUUUGUAUAGAAGAAGGAGAAAAACCCAUGGUACUGCUACCUUACAUGAAUUGGGGAAACCUCAAGCUGUUUUUGCGGCAGUGCAAACUGGUAGAAGCUAAUAAUCCUCAGGCAAUUUCACAACAAGAUCUUGUACAUAUGGCUAUUCAGAUUGCCUGCGGAAUGAGCUACUUGGCUAGAAGGGAGGUCAUUCACAAAGACCUGGCUGCUAGAAACUGUGUCAUUGAUGAUGCACUUCAGGUGAAGAUUACAGACAAUGCCCUGUCCAGAGAUCUGUUUCCCAUGGAUUACCAUUGCCUCGGAGACAACGAAAACAGACCAGUGCGGUGGAUGGCUCUUGAAAGCUUGGUUAACAAUGAGUUUUCGGGUGCUAGUGACGUGUGGUCCUUUGGAGUGACUCUGUGGGAACUGAUGACAUUAGGACAAACUCCAUAUGUUGAUAUCGAUCCCUUUGAGAUGGCUGCCUAUCUAAAAGAUGGAUACAGAAUAGCUCAGCCGAUCAACUGUCCUGAUGAACUAUUUGCUGUAAUGGCUUGUUGCUGGGCACUUGAUCCAGAAGAGAGACCCAAAUUUCAGCAGCUGGUGCAGUGCCUCACAGAAUUCCACGCAGCAUUGGGAGCUUACGUCUGACACCAACGACACACCAUCUCUGCACUAUGUCCAGAGGGGACAGUGGGUUUACUUAACAGCAAAAUGAAUCAUUGGAUGGAUCUAUUUAUGCACACUGAAACCUCCAUCCCAAACCCAUUAUGUGGAAGUAAGUUCCACAGAUUUCAGUGGAAGGUCCACAUCAUAUGGUUAAGAAUCAGGAUGCCAGGAUGGGAAGCAGCAAUGCUAGAAGAGGAAUUUCUUCCAAAAUCACUGUGCCUUAAAAUAAUCUGGCGUUUUUGUAAGACUAAAUUUUGUUCUACAUAUCACUUGUGUUGAAAGCAGGACAUUUUAAUUCCCACUGGAAUUCCUGAAAUGUAGUAACCACAGACUGAAAUUUGAUGAAAUUUGGCACUCUUAAAGAUGAUGCAAACUUAAUUUCAGAGGUGUUUGAAUUGGCAAGUAUCGGGGGUGCGUGUGUGUAAAACUGAACCAACAAGUUGUUUUUCCCUUACCUCACCCCCAAAGUUUUUUGUUGCCGUUAUCAAAAUAUUUAAAUUGAUUUAACUGGUUUUGGUGUUCAGAUUUGUAGUGUAUCUGGAGUAGCCUUUUUUUUAAAGUAUCAAUUGCCUUUCUUUAGAGACAACAGCACAAUAUGGUUGGAAUCACAAGUGGCCUUUUAUUAUGUUUUCAUCCCAUAUUUCAGUAGCAAAUCUUAAAGAAAAAGCUUGGGCAUGUUAUCCUGCUUUAAGACAACAAUCAUGUAAAACUGGUUCAAGUUUACCUCAUUCACAGCAUUAAUAAUACAGAGCCUCGUAUUGUGAUGUUCCAAGUGGUAGAAAUGCCACAGCAGCCCUUAUAUUAGAAGUCUUUCACUUUGGACUGUAGAAUUCAGUUUUUCUUGUUUAAAAGGUACUGGUUUGUGUUUAGGAUUUUUUAUUGAUAUGAAAAGGAAUAAAAUAUAUAAAUAUAUAUUUGUAAAGACAUAUUUGAAGAGUAAAACAAAUCUGUACAUUAA